Messenger RNA from Eutrema salsugineum, 1704 nucleotides. Its product is annotated as probable low-specificity L-threonine aldolase 1. The record is from RefSeq and is a predicted model, not a curated record. Gene Ontology annotation, cellular component: cytosol. The transcript is spliced from 9 exons. Gene Ontology annotation, biological process: glycine biosynthetic process; L-threonine catabolic process. The coding region runs from base 431 to 1507 and encodes 358 amino acids. Gene Ontology annotation, molecular function: L-allo-threonine aldolase activity. Lineage: Eukaryota; Viridiplantae; Streptophyta; Magnoliopsida; Brassicales; Brassicaceae.
UAUUUACCAGCUUGUUGCAUCUCUUUCCAAAUAGAAUAAAAAGAUUGCUUAUAGAGAAAGAAUCUUUUUUAUUGUGGAGACGAAAGGCUCCGUUUCAGAUUCUUAUAAAAACAAAGAUCUUCCAUCUCUCACGAGUCACGCCCAAUCAAAUUUCCUCUUAUGAUAAAACAGAUUCUGUAUUUGUAUCCUUCUUUUUUUUUUUGUUAUAUAUUUCUUCUUUUCUCUGCCAUUCCUAAGAACAUCCAAAUCUGAAACUCUUCUUAGCUUCACGCACGGUCCAUCUGUUUCUAUGUUCUAAAUUCUAAUUAUGACACUGUAUUCUGUGUUAAUUUGAUGUCAGGCCACAACAAGCUUAUUUAAUUAAGAAACUUCAUAUUGCAUCAAAAACAAGAGCAUCUCUCUUCAUUUACAAAGAUUUGGUAUUGUAAAGAUGGUGAUGAAAAGUGUGGAUCUGCGAUCAGACACCGUGACAAGACCAACUGAUGCUAUGCGGGAAGCAAUGGGAAGUGCAGAAGUGGACGAUGACGUCCUCGGCUACGACCCAACGGCUCGACGUCUUGAAGAGGAGAUGGCUAAGAUGAUGGGGAAAGAGGCGGCUCUGUUCGUGCCAUCUGGUACAAUGGGGAAUCUGAUAUGCGUGAUGGUUCACUGCGAGGUCAGAGGCAGCGAGGUGAUUCUUGGAGACAAUUCUCACAUCCAUGUUUACGAGAAUGGAGGGAUCUCCACAAUCGGAGGAGUGCAUCCCAAGACAAUCAAGAAUGAAGAAGACGGGACAAUGGACUUGGCGGCCAUUGAAGCAGCCAUUAGGGAUCCUAAAGGAAGCACUUUUUAUCCAUCAACAAGGUUGAUUUGCUUGGAGAACACACACGCCAACUGUGGCGGGAGAUGUUUGAGCGCGGAAUACACAGACAGAGUUGGAGAUAUUGCCAAGAGACAUGGAUUAAAGCUUCAUAUCGAUGGAGCUCGGCUUUUUAAUGCUUCCAUUGCACUUGGAGUUCCAGUCCAUAGGCUUGUAAAGGCUGCUGACUCUGUUUCGGUGUGUCUCUCUAAAGGUCUUGGAGCUCCGAUAGGAUCUGUAAUCGUUGGCUCACAGAGUUUCAUAGAAAAGGCUAAAACGUUAAGGAAAACAUUAGGUGGAGGAAUGAGACAAAUUGGCGUUCUGUGUGCAGCCGCUUUGGUCGCACUCCAAGAGAACCUCCCAAAGCUACAAUUUGACCACAAGAAAGCGAAGCUGUUAGCUGAAGGGUUGAAUCAACUGAAAGGGAUUAGAGUAGACGUUGCAGCCGUGGAAACCAACAUGAUUUUCAUGGAUAUGGAGGAUGGAUCAAGACUUACCGCUGAGAAACUGAGCAAGAGUUUAACUGAGUAUGGCAUUCUCGUCAUCCCGGCAAACUCAUCCCGGAUCAGAAUGGUUAUACACCACCAAAUAACAACAAGUGAUGUGCAUUACACACUGUCUUGCGUACAACAAGCAGUGCAAACGAUUCGGGAACCAAGUCGAAACUAAAUUGGCGGAACCGAAAUAUCUUUUCUUUUUAAUUAUUGUUUGUCUGAGUAAUUUUAAAUUAUGACUAUAUUCUAGAAAUUGUCACCCUCAUUUCCUCCAUUUUAUUAUUGUUUUUUAUUUAUUAUACAUCUUAUACAUAAAGAUAAGCCAUGGAAUGGAGAAGAUUGAGAAAUGACGGAUACAACAGAUUCCAUAUA